Cyanidioschyzon merolae strain 10D is the source of this 2292-nucleotide messenger RNA. RefSeq names its product similar to RNA helicase II binding protein. Gene Ontology annotation, molecular function: zinc ion binding; SUMO ligase activity. The coding region runs from base 1 to 2292 and encodes 763 amino acids. The record is from RefSeq and is a predicted model, not a curated record. Gene Ontology annotation, biological process: protein sumoylation. Lineage: Eukaryota; Rhodophyta; Bangiophyceae; Cyanidiales; Cyanidiaceae. The transcript has a single exon.
AUGGACGUUGAUAUCGGAGAACUGGACCUUCAAGCUGACCUCAGUGCAGAGGAGCUCCUCGUGCUCACGGCGAACAAUAACUUGCUCGCUGAUGCCAUGGCGGGGCAGUCAGGAAACGGUACCCCAGGAGGUGACCACUAUCCUAUGAGCGCGCUGUCGAGUUUCGGUCUGGAGCGGGAGUCUUUCCAGGACUGCUCAGCUGACCAUUCACAGGAGGCACCUGAUGGAAUCAGGGGUUCCUUUAGUUCUCUUUCUGUGCCCAGUGGGUUCGCUUGCGAGACGCAAAGCCCAGCAGGUUCAGAACGCCUACUUGGUAGGCCGUUCUCGCGAGCAACACCUUCUGGAGGGUUUUUGGCCGAGAGAUGCUUUGGUGCCGAGAACUUGACUCGAAUCUUGCAGCUCUGGUCAAGGCCUCCUGUGUUCACAAGCUUUUGGCUCCUCGCCAAAAUGGUGGGUUACGGAGGAACGAAUCCCUCGGAGGCAGUUAGGGCAAUUUUAACCCACCAGGGAUGGAGCCCAGACGUUUCGCUUCGUGGGCGGAUGGAGGUUUUUGGUAAGUUCACCAAAGAGCGUGUCGUGGAUAUCGGGAUCAUGCUGAAUGUGCAGCAUCGUCGAGGCACAAAUGCGGCUACUUUGCUGAGCCUCGUUCUGAAAGUCGCUGACGGUGCAGAUUCGUCCACUGUCGGACGUCUUUGCGUGACAGAAGAUGCACUGCUCACAGCCAACGCUGAGCGAGUCCAGAUUCUACACAGAGGUGCGAGUGAGGAACGUCGAGGGUUUACCGAGGAUGCCUUCAUCCGUCCGCCGUUCACGGCGAUCAGUUGGCUGGCUCCGCAUCCGCAUCCAUCCGAAUUACCACCUCGAUGGACACCGAGGCGGCUGCGUUCUUCGAGAUUUUGCAUUCGAAACGGUGUGCUUGUUCCGAUCGAUCGAUACGGCACUUCUGGCGAAGUCGAGGAAGGCCGCUCGGAGACAUCGCAGUUGAACGGUGCCCAUUUGCACCGUAUCCACGAAACCAUGGCUGCCGUGCAGCAUGUGCAGAGCACCGGCAUCACGCAGGAGAUGCCUAUGAAUCCUCUGGAACGCACCCUGGCGAAUUCGCAAGCUCCCGGGGUUAUGAGGAAUCCAAGAGGCACUGCAAAUCAAGCAGAUUCCUUCAGCAGAUUAUGGACGGAUGAUGUCAUGGCACUUGCCUUGGAAGCACAAAACGCUCGAUCUGGUUGCGAUGAGAGCAUUCAGUCAUUUCUGUCUCUUGUGGACAACAUAUCAUUUGAUACCAGGCAGAAUGAUUUCACCACGGACCGUACGUUCUGCAAGAAGCUGACACGAGGGCUCCCAACAUCUCUGGAAUUUUCUGUUCCGGUACCACUGGACAAAAUGCUCCCCAAAAUGCCGAGUCUCCGAACGGCGAUUGUUUUGCGUUGCUUUGAAGUCUCUAAUAGGCGAAUUUCAUCAUGGGACUGCGCUUUUCCAGCCUCUUGCCGUGCGUGGCUUAGUUUGCAGUCCUCGAGUUCGUCACAGCUACAUAGUGUGGAUAUCAAGAAAGCAGCACAAUAUGUGGAUCUUACACUUCCCAUUCAAAAAGCAUACCGGAAAGAAGUUCAGUUGGGGACAGGGGGUCGAACGCUUUUACUACGGCUCGAUAUUAACCAAAGUUUAGAAGAGCACGUCUGUCCGUGGCCGGCAGAGAAGUUCUACGUUUUCGUUGUACAAUCUGCGCACUUAUUCUCCGUAGAAUUCGAACUAGAACGCGUCCUUGCCCGGAAGCGACCUUCAGCUGAAAAGGCGAGAGCAAUUUUGUGCCCAGCCGUCCAGGCCGGCGAUGAUGAUCUUGACAUUGAAUCGGUGCGGAUUUCGCUAUUAUGUCCGCUCAGUCGAACACGGAUCAAAAUACCAGUUCGAGUCCGGGGCAGUACGCAGCUUCAGUGCUUCGACGCGAUCAGUUAUAUUGAAAUGAGUCGCUUAACGAAGCGAUUCAUCUGCCCAGUGACGAACAAGCCGGCCCCGCUGCACAUGCUACAGGUCUGCGAGUUCUUUCGAAAGGCCCUAGAAUUCGCGCAUCCAGAAGAGGAGUUCAUUGACGUCCUUCCAGAUGGGACGUUUAUGCAUACAAUGGCGGCUGAGUCGGAGCCGUCUGCCUUGCGAGCCAGCAUGAAAUGCGAGCGGGCCAUUUCGUUCGAGCCGUUCUCUGAGCGAAAGUCACAAACGCUUCAAAAUAACAGCAGCUGGCAUGAUCGUACUGAGAACUCCGGUUGUCUGGCGGACACGAUCGUUGUUGAUCUUUGUGAUUAA